Colletotrichum spaethianum is the source of this 1584-nucleotide messenger RNA. RefSeq names its product signal recognition particle receptor subunit alpha. Gene Ontology annotation, cellular component: signal recognition particle, endoplasmic reticulum targeting; cytosol. Lineage: Eukaryota; Fungi; Ascomycota; Sordariomycetes; Glomerellales; Glomerellaceae. The record is from RefSeq and is a predicted model, not a curated record. Gene Ontology annotation, biological process: SRP-dependent cotranslational protein targeting to membrane, translocation; SRP-dependent cotranslational protein targeting to membrane. Gene Ontology annotation, molecular function: endoplasmic reticulum signal sequence receptor activity; GTPase activity; ATP hydrolysis activity. The coding region runs from base 1 to 1584 and encodes 527 amino acids. The transcript has 2 exons.
AUGGUUCUUCAAGAUCUUGGCCGUCGCAUCAACACGGCCGUCUCGAAUCUCACCAGGGAGCCCAAUCUCGACGAAAAGGCUUUCGAUGGCAUGCUCAAGGAGAUUUGCGCCGCUCUGCUCGAAGCAGACGUCAACGUGCGCCUCGUCGGCCAAUUGCGAAAGUCCAUCAAGAGCACCGUCAACUUCAAGGAGCUCCCGCCCGCCGUCAAUAAGAAGCGCCUCAUUCAGAAAGCCGUCUUUGAUGAGCUCGUCAAGCUCGUCGACCCCCACGCCGAGCCCUUCAAGCCGAAGAAGGGCAAGUCCAACAUUAUCAUGUUUGUCGGUCUGCAGGGUGCCGGUAAGACGACGACGUGUACCAAGCUCGCACGACACUACCAGGCGCGAGGUUUCAAGGCCUGUCUGGUGUGCGCCGAUACCUUCCGUGCCGGUGCCUUUGACCAGCUGAAGCAGAACGCGACCAAGGCCAAAAUCCCCUACUACGGCUCGUUGACGGAGACGGACCCCGCCGUCGUGGCGAGAGAAGGUGUGGAAAAGUUCAAGAAGGAAAAGUUCGAGAUCAUCAUCGUGGACACGUCGGGUAGACACAGGCAAGAGGAGGCACUGUUCCAGGAAAUGGUGGACAUUCAGACGGCAAUCCGGCCUGACGAGACCAUCAUGGUGCUCGACGCAUCCAUCGGUCAGCAGGCCGAGUCGCAGGCCAAGGCCUUCAAGGAGGCGGCGGACUUUGGAGCCAUCAUCAUCACCAAGACGGACGGCCACGCCUCCGGCGGUGGCGCCAUCUCUGCCGUCGCAGCAACACAUACGCCCAUUGUCUUCAUCGGCACGGGUGAGCACAUGCUCGACUUUGAGCGUUUCGCGCCGCAACAGUUUGUGUCGAAACUGCUGGGAAUGGGCGACAUGGCCGGGCUCGUGGAGCACGUGCAGAGUCUGAAGCUGGACCAGAAGGACACAAUAAAGCACAUCACGGAGGGAAUCUUCACGGUGCGCGACUUGCGGGACCAGCUCUCCAACAUUAUGAAGAUGGGCCCGCUAUCCAAGAUGGCCGGAAUGAUUCCGGGCAUGAGCGGCAUGAUGCAGGGCAUGGACGACGAGGAGGGCAGCGCCAAGCUCAAGCGCAUGAUUUACAUUUGCGACUCGAUGACGGAGAAGGAGCUCGACUCGGACGGCAAGAUGUUCAUCGAGCAGCCGACGCGGAUGACGAGAGUGGCCCACGGAUCGGGCACGUCGGUGCGCGAGGUCGAGGACCUGCUGACGCAGCAGCGGAUGAUGGCCGGCAUGGCCAAGAAGAUGGGCGGCAACAUGAAGAACAUGCAGCGCGCGCAGUCGGCCAUGGCCGGAGGAAACAAGGCGCAGCAGCUGGCGGCCAUGCAGAAGCGGUUGCAGAGCAUGGGCGGCGCCGGGGCUGGCGGCGGCAUGCCGGACAUGGGCAGCCUCAUGAAGAUGCUUGGCGGCGCCGGCGGCAUGGGCGGUGGCGGCGGAAUGCCCGACAUGUCGGCGAUGAUGCGGCAGAUGGGUAUGGGCGGCAUGGGCGGCAUGCCCGGCAUGCCUGGCGCGCCGGGUGGUGGCCGAGCACGACGAGGUUAG